Messenger RNA from Endocarpon pusillum Z07020, 753 nucleotides. RefSeq lists its product as uncharacterized. The record is from RefSeq and is a predicted model, not a curated record. The transcript is spliced from 2 exons. Gene Ontology annotation, molecular function: riboflavin synthase activity. Lineage: Eukaryota; Fungi; Ascomycota; Eurotiomycetes; Verrucariales; Verrucariaceae. The coding region runs from base 1 to 753 and encodes 250 amino acids. Gene Ontology annotation, biological process: riboflavin biosynthetic process.
AUGUUCACCGGCCUAGUCGAGACCAUCGGCACCGUCACGAACCUCACCUCCCUCGACUCCACCUCUUCAGGCGGCAGCGGCACAUCCCUCACCAUCUCAGACUGCGCCUCCAUCCUCAGCGACGCCUCGCUCGGCGACAGCAUCAGCGUGAACGGGACGUGUCUGACCAUCACCGAAUUCUCCCACCCCAAUAACCCCUCUUCCUCAUCCUCGUCCGCGUCUUCAUACUUCAAAGUCGGCGUCUCCCCCGAAACGCUGCGCCGCACGAACCUCGGCUCCCUGGCGCAGGGCAGCAAGGUGAACCUCGAGCGCUCCGUCUCCGCCUCGACACGCAUGGGCGGCCAUUUCGUCCAGGGCCACGUCGACACCAUCGCCACCAUCCUGGGCGUGCGCGAGGAUGGGAAUAGUCUCGUUUUCCGGCUGCAGCCGCGCGAGAGGCGGGUGCUGAGGUACGUGAUCGAGAAGGGGUAUGUGGCGCUGGAUGGGGCGAGUUUGACGGUGACACGGGUUGAGGAUGACGACGACGAGGCCUGGUUCGAGAUCAUGCUUAUUGCGUAUACGCAGGAGAAGGUGGUUACGGCCGCGAAGAGGGAGGGGGAGGAUGUGAAUCUCGAGAUUGAUAUGGUGGGCAAGUAUGUGGAGAAGAGUGUGAGGGGGUAUUUUGAGGAUACGAGGAAGGGAGGGGAGGCGGCGGUGUUGGAGAAGAUGGUGGAGAGGAUUGUGGGAGAGAAGAUCAAGGCGAUGGAUCGAUGA